Messenger RNA from Bipolaris oryzae ATCC 44560, 1704 nucleotides. RefSeq lists its product as uncharacterized. Gene Ontology annotation, molecular function: GTPase activator activity. The coding region runs from base 1 to 1704 and encodes 567 amino acids. Gene Ontology annotation, cellular component: cytoplasm; nuclear pore. The record is from RefSeq and is a predicted model, not a curated record. Gene Ontology annotation, biological process: intracellular transport. The transcript is spliced from 4 exons. NCBI's taxonomy places the organism in Eukaryota, Fungi, Ascomycota, Dothideomycetes, Pleosporales, Pleosporaceae.
AUGGCCGACACACCAGAGACACAGCACGAAGCUGCUGCCGCCGUCACCUCGACCCCCGCAACCAAAGACAUCACAGGCACGGCGCCAACAUCUCCUGCGCGGAGCGACAAGAGCAGCGAUAGCGAGGGCAAGAAUGUGAGGGAGAAGCUAAAAGACACCCAAAUUGAUGUGCCGCCGACAUCAAACCCCGUCUCCGACACCGACCAAGCUACAAAAGACGCGACCAACGGCACCACCAAACCCGGCGAUCAGAGCGUCUCGGGAUCAGACAGCGAGCGCGGACGGUUACGGCGAAAGCGCAGCCGCGAAGACUUUGAGGAUGAUGUCGAUGCCGACAAACAGCCAGAAAAGAAGAUUGAGCGCCAUGCGCGCAAGAGAUCGAGAGACAUUACAAAGGAUCUGGAGGCUGGUAUACCCGCCAAACCUGCCGGCAGCGCCAUCUCGAGCAUCAAGGAAAGCGACACAGACGAGCAUAUGACGUCGCCCAGCAAGAGCGCAUCGACCACCACUGCGACAGCUGCGACCGAAAAGAGGUCUGGUUCCAACACAAGCCCAAAGAACAAGCGAUCGCGCGAGGAAGCCGAGAACGACACUGAAGAUACCACCAAAGGCACCGAAAUCGGAGCAGCAAAUGGCGACGCGGCUCUUAGCGAGGAGCGUGAUUCCAAGCGGCUGCGAGACAAGGAAAGAACCCAGAGUAUCACAGAUACAGAGUCAAAGACCAAGAUUCCACCGGGGAGCGGAUUCGCCAACACCUCUGCAUCAUCGCCUUUCGCCGCCAUGGCAGCCAAACCUCAGCAAGCAAAGACCUCGGACAAGACCGAUUCGCUACCGCAAACAUCUGAUGACAAGUUCAAGGCUUCUGGUUUUGGUGGCUUUGCAGCCUCGACUACGUCUCCGUUUGGUGGACUGGGUGGACUUGGUGGCUCCAAGCCUAGUACUAGUUCGCCCUUUGGCGCAGCAAGUGGUAACAAACUAUCCUCGUUUGCUGGAAGUGCAGCCCCAUCAACACUGGGCGGUGGCGGCGGUGGAUUUGGUGCGCUUGGCGGCUCUGGUACAUCUUCCUUUGGCGGAAGUUCCUUUGGCGGGUCGCUAAGUGGUGGAUUUGGAGGUCUGGGCGGUGUCAAGACAAUCGGAUCCUUUGCAGCACCUGGAGGCAAUCUGGAAAUCAAGGGCUUGAAGGAGAAGGAGAAACCUUUUGGAGCAGCAGCAGACGACGAAUCUUCGGAAGAUGAGGACGGCGAUGACGAAGACCCGGAAAAGGGUACUGAGAAAGAGGAACGGCAACGGCAGUCGAGUCAGCCUCUUCUUUCGCAACACCCACCCGAGACUGGAGAAGAGGGCGAGCAAACCAUCUGGACUGGUCGUGCAAAGUUGUACCUCAUGGCUGGCGAAGGCUCAAACCGAGCAUGGAAGGAGCGUGGUGUGGGAACGUUCAAGUUCAAUAUUACAGUGGAUGAGCCCAAGAAAGCACGCUUCGUACUCCGCGCCGAAGGUACCCACCGUCUACUUCUCAACGCGGCCGUUACGCGCAAAAUGGUAUUUGGAGGCGACGCGCAGGGCGAAAAGCCAAAGGACGGACGUCUGCUCUUCAACUCGCCCAAUCAAGAUGGCGAGCUGGAGAUGCAUCUACUCAGGAUGAAAGCGGAAAAUGCAAAGCAGCUGUGGGAAGAAGUGACAAAGGUUCAAGAGGAACAGUUGUAG